ACCCGACAGUCUCAGUAAGACAGGACUGUUGAGCGUGUCGUGUCGUUCUUCAUAAGGUGAGCCGCUCCAAUGUUUUCCCUUUCGAAUAAUACGCUGAAAUCUUUAUUUUCCUGGAGUGAAUAUGUACAAUUGAUCAAGCGGAGAAUUGCUGAUUUAUUUUUAGACAACUCGAUUCGAUUAAAAGUGUCGACCAAAAUUGAAUUCUUGGCAAAAUUUAAAAAAUAAUAAUUCGAGUGUCACUUAUUAUAUUUCACGUUUUGUGAUUUGUCCCCGUUCUCCACCCACUUUAUCUCUUGCGCGAGAAUCAAUUUAAAAAUAUCCGCCGUUGCUGGGAUUGGACUUUUUUUAUAUGUGACGCGGGAGUGCGCGCUUCAAUAUUACCCGCAGCUAAAUAGUCAACGAGUUUUAAAUUAAACCUGCGCUGUGGUCUCUGCUGUGAACGAGUCGUUGAAUUAUUCAUUUCCUUAUACUCUCGCUGCACAAUAUCCUUUUUGGGGGACGUCUGGUUGAUGAAAAGAAAAUGAAUUUGCCAUCAGUGACCAAUCAACUUUCUUGUGAAAUGCCUUCAUUCAUUUCCCAGGUCCAACCACCACCACCAACUGAUGCCUUGAAGAUUGGCGACAGGAGCUGCAGUAGACAUGGCCGAUUAUCAGGAGCUGACGGACGAGGAUCCGUUUGACGACCCGCACAAUCUGACGGCCUGGAUUAUGCAACACAUGGAGCGGAGCGAAGGCGGCGUGCUGGCCGGCCAGCUCAAUCACACGACAAUCAGAAUUCUGGUGCACAAUUUGACUAAUUUGUUGCUGAAACAUCCGGCCGGCGCCGGCGGAUUGCUCAAUCUCAACAUCAAUCCGGACGACGAGCACUACUGGUCCAGGGUCAUGGAAAACAGGCGGGUGGGUUACGCUGCUUCGUGCGCCCUCAUCACGCUCUACUCGGUUCUCAUUAUGGCCGGCUCGCUGGGCAAUUGCCUGGUCAUUUGGGCCGUCAUCCGUCAGCCAACUAUGCGGACGCUGCGCAACACGUUCAUCACCAACUUGGCCGUCUCCGAUCUGCUCCUGUGUCUAGUGACGAUGCCGCUGACCCUAUUGGAGAUCAUCACCAAGUACUGGCCGCUGGGCGACUCGGUUCUCAGCUGCAAGCUGGCCGGUGGACUCCAGGCCGUCUCCAUCUUCGUCUCGACCAUGUCCAUCACGGCCAUUUCGCUGGAUCGCUACCAGUUGAUCGUCUACCCGACCACCGACUAUCUCAAGCGGAUAGGAGCCGCCGCUGGGCUCCUAUCCAUCUGGGCCCUGAGCUUCCUCCUGGCGGCGCCCAUGUUUCUCUUCCGCUCGCUGGACCAUCACGCUUUGUGGCCGUCGCACUACGGCAUUGGCGUCGAGUCGGUCGACUAUUGCUACGAGAACUGGCCCGUGGCCCACGGACGGGCGUUGUACUCGGCGGCCACGAUCGUCGUCCAAUACGCCGCCCCCAUUCUCAUCGUCUCCGUCGUCCACGCCAAAAUCUGCCGCCGGCUGCGCUUGCGCCAGUCGCUCAUGAUGUCCAUGGGCAAAGAUUCACGCAAACAGGCCUCGGAGAAACAGCGGCUGAGGCGUCUCAACUCGUUGCUGGUGACGAUCGCUUUCAUCUUCGCCGUUUGCUGGAUGCCACUCAACGUCUACAACCUGGUGCUCGACCUGUACAACCCCUUUCAAAAGCCCGAAGAUCAAGAGACGAUGCUCAUCAUCUACGCCGUUUGUCAUAUGCUGGGCAUGUCGUCGGCCUGCGCCAACCCGUGGCUCUACGGCUGGUACAACGACAAUUUCCGCAACGAGUUCCGCGACAUUGUCGGACCGUUUCUCCGAUGCUUCGGGCGUCAUUGUCCGGCCCUGGCCACUUCAAUCUCCGUUUCCAGGACGUCGUCUAGACAAAGGGCAGCCCAGCAGCGACCCGACGGCAGCAACACCCUCAUGAACGGCGGCGGAGGUGGCGGAUGCGGCGGAGCGGGCGGAGGCGCCCCGAUGCUCAACGGAGAAGACGAACAUUCGCAGCUGAGGGCCUGUUGCACCGAGGAGGACGACGAUGACAAUUUGCCUCACCUCAUCACCUGCAACAUGCCCAUGAUGCAGAUGAACCAAAUGACCUGCGAGGUCGAGAUGACCUACUCCUCCUGCGUCCAAUCCACCAUCCAAUCCAGUGACAUGCUCUAGUCUAUGCUGUUGUGUGUUGGGUGGCUGAUGCUGGGCGACCGGCUGAGCUUUUUGGAUAUCCGCCAUCACCUUUUGUUGGUUUCCCCGUCGCCAUGACAACUGUCUAUAGGUGCAGCACAACCGCAGCACGGAAUGAAAUCGACCAGUUCCGUGUACAAACGCCAGCAGCUCUUUUCUCUGAUGUCCGUGUCGUUCUUCUCUCUGUUGUCUGUGCUGUCGUACGCGUCAUUAAUUUGUAUACACCCCCACCCACACAACAGGAGAAAACGUAUAUAACUUCUCUCUUAUACCUGUGUGUGUAUAAUAUUUCCCGUCAACUGAUCUGCUGCUGCUGUAUAUUCCCGUGGAAAUUGGGAUAUGUAUAAUGAAAAUUAUUUUGAAAUUCAGACAUUCUCCUGCCGGUAUGGUUGGGUUUCACUGUGUGGAUUACGUCAAAAACUUUUGGCGGCGCGCACCAAUUCGACAUCCGACAUUUCUACAAUCUAUUUAUUCAUGUAUACGUGCUCGGUGCCCAUAUAGAUUGAGAUGUGCAACGUGAUGCGUGAGUGUACAAAACAUUCGGGGUGUAUAAAAAGCGGAAGCAAACAAGCCAGAUUCAAUCCGCCAUUGUUUUCGUGUACAGAAAAACAAUAAAGUUGAUAUCCUUGUUGACAAUUUGACAAAACUAUAUAAACCAAGACGUCCGUAUUUUUGUGUAUAUAUAAUGACUGUGCAUACAAUACAAUUUAAAUGGAACGUGAUAUUUCGGCGAAA
Messenger RNA from Daphnia pulex (common water flea), 2942 nucleotides. Its product is annotated as neuropeptide F receptor-like. The coding region runs from base 639 to 2189 and encodes 516 amino acids. Gene Ontology annotation, cellular component: membrane. Gene Ontology annotation, biological process: G protein-coupled receptor signaling pathway. Gene Ontology annotation, molecular function: neuropeptide Y receptor activity. The record is from RefSeq and is a predicted model, not a curated record. The transcript has 3 exons. NCBI's taxonomy places the organism in Eukaryota, Metazoa, Arthropoda, Branchiopoda, Diplostraca, Daphniidae.